CGGAUGUUGUCGAGGCUAAAGCAAGCUGCUAAACUGUGCAGUCUGGAAAAUACUAGUUGAUUCUUUGCAGCGGUCAUAAAAACUGAUCAGAGCGGCUGUGUGGCUGAGAUUUUCAUCAGUCAGCCAAAGCAUGGCAGACCCGGCCCGUGUGAAAACUGAAGUGGUGUUCAGUGAGACGAGCACAUCUGCUGAGAGGCCCAAACAGAGUGAGGGCUCCAGUGAUGGUCCAGUUAAUACCACUACCAUCUCUGAACCUACUGCAGUCCAGACCAGUAUAAAAGAGGAAGGCAAAGGGAGAUCAGCUGAAGAUACAGCUGCUGGUGAAGAAGAGGAAGAGGCGUCUUCAUCUCUACAUCCUCCUCCUGCUACAAAACUAAAAGUGGAGCAUGAGAAGAAAAAGGAGAAACGACAAAAAGUUGACGAAGAUGAAAUACAGAAGAUGCAAGUUUUAGUUUCAUCAUUCUCUGAAGAACAGCUGAACCGCUAUGAGAUGUACAGACGCUCUGCUUUCCCAAAGGCCGCCAUUAAGAGACUAAUUCAGUCCAUCACGGGAUCAUCCGUCUCUCAAAAUGUGGUCAUCGCCAUGUCAGGAAUCUCAAAGGUGUUUGCUGGGGAGAUUGUUGAGGAAGCUCUUGAUGUGUGUGAGAAGUGGGGAGACACGCCACCUCUGCAGCCCAAACACAUGAGAGAAGCCGUGAGGAGACUGAAGAGCCGAGAGCAAACCCCCAACACUAAACACAAACACAUUCUCUUCCACUGAAAGUGACCCCUCUUAGAUCUUUCUUCCCUUUGGAAAACACACUGUUGAUCAGCAAAGUUGUGGGAAAAACUCAGACAACCCAUCUGGCCCAUUUGGACCUCUCAUUAUGCCUACAGUCUCUACUCUGGAGCAAGCAACAGACUUAAAAUAUUUGGACUGACUACAUCUCCAUUUGUUUUUAUUGAAAUGUUUUGUAAUAUUUGAUUUACCUUGAAAACUGUGCAGAGCCAUGUUGUGUGUGUGAAAAUUAUGAAAAUGAAAUCUUUUGACUAAACUUGAAGUUCUUUUUAUUAGUGAUGAGUCUUGCAGAAACAUGUCCUGAAGUAUAUGGGUCAUUUGCACAAUGCAGUGCUUUUUCAGUUUUGAAAAGGUUUGUUUCAUCAUUAAAGGGACAAUCGUUUAUAAGUCGUACAGGCCAAGCUAAAGGAAUGAAAAAUCCAUCCUGUUAGGUAUAUUUCCACCCCUUAGGAUCAUUAAGGUGACUGGGUGGACAUUCAUUGGUUAAAAGUAGCCAAUACAUGGCCUGCGUAUGAAAGCUAACAUAUUUGUACAUGUAUACUGAUGAUUUUAUUUGUUAAAUGUACUGAAAUUUUAAAAUUCUAUUAAUUUUUUCUCUAUAACUUUCCAUGACAUGUUGUGCUCGACAACAUGACUGACAUAAUAAAAUAAAGGAAAACUUAAAGUUACACA
Myxocyprinus asiaticus (Chinese sucker) is the source of this 1450-nucleotide messenger RNA. Its product is annotated as transcription initiation factor TFIID subunit 11-like. The transcript has 6 exons. Gene Ontology annotation, molecular function: protein heterodimerization activity; transcription coactivator activity. Gene Ontology annotation, cellular component: nucleus; transcription factor TFIID complex. Gene Ontology annotation, biological process: transcription initiation at RNA polymerase II promoter; RNA polymerase II preinitiation complex assembly. The record is from RefSeq and is a predicted model, not a curated record. Bases 131 to 760 code for a protein of 209 amino acids. Lineage: Eukaryota; Metazoa; Chordata; Actinopteri; Cypriniformes; Catostomidae.